UUUCAAUUUCUUCGUUUAAUCGUUUUCGUAGCGUAUCGAUUUGGGAAGGAGAUCGUGUUUAGGGUGGCAAAGGGAGAGGGCACAAGUUUGCCUCCAACUUGGGAAGGAAAACUCAAGGAUCGGUUGCUGUGGCCUUCGCUGCUGUGAUUUCGUCAUCCAUGGCAGUGGCACUUCCCACGUAACAAGAAAUCGAAAGAAGUGUCGCGAAACUUGGAGUCCUGAAGCCCCAAAUACAAGAACGCGCAAUCUUUGAGCCGAUUGAAUGGGAAGCUCCGAGACUUCUACUGGAACUGCCCAUAAUUCUGCGACGGAGUCGGGCACCAGUAGUAGUACCCACUCUGAUAAUGAUGUCGCCCACAACUCUGAUUCCCCUCCCUUCGCCGAAACAGAGAAAGUCCUUGCCUCCCAUAAUGGUCGAAUCUAUGAAGCUAAGGUGAUAAGGAUUCAGUACAGGCAGAAUGAAUGGAGCUUCUUCGUUCAUUAUCUUGGUUGGAAGAAAAGUGCCUGUUUCUGCUACAGCUGGGAUGAAUGGGUCGGGCUGGAUCGUUUGAUGAAAUACACCGAGGAAAAUUUACAGAAAAAACUUGCACAUGAGAAGGAUGACAAUGACAAGAAUACAAAAGCAGCCCGUGCGUCACAACUCAAGUCCAAAAGUUCGAACGCAGCAAGAGGCAAGAAGCGAAAGAGUGAAUCUCUUGUUAAGGAAAAAGCUGCUGUACAUUCUGAAAAGUUAGUGAGCCUUCAGAUUCCCCCACCACUCAAGAAGCAAUUAGUCGAUGAUUGUGAAUUUAUUACCCAUCUGGGCAAGCUUGUCAAACUUCCUCGAACUCCAAAUGUGAAUGACAUUGUGAAGAAGUAUCUUGAUUACAGGUCGAAGAAAGAUGGAACGAUAGCUGAUUCAGUUGGAGAAAUUUUCAAGGGGUUGUGCUGUUACUUUGACAAAGCACUACCAGCAAUGCUCUUGUACAAGAACGAGCGUAAGCAGUACCAAGAAGCUUGCCCUGAUGAUAUCAUUCCUUCUACUGUAUAUGGUGCAGAACAUUUGUUACGUCUCUUUGUUAAGUUGCCCGAAUUAUUGUUCCAUGCCAAUAUUGAAAUGGAGACAAUGAUGCAACUGCAGGCAAAAUUGGUUGACUUUCUCAAGUUUCUACAGAAAAAUCAGAACUCUUUUUUUCUGUCGACUUACCAUGUCCCAGAAGACAUUGAGAACAGCACCAACAAACCAGACGACUAGCUUAGGAGCCUGUUUGUACAUACUGCUGGGCUGUUUCUGUGAUAGCAGAUAUUUCAGAAUCGACAUAUAUUUGUUCUGGAUCGUAUGAAUUCUUGGGAGCCGAUUGUCAGCGUCAGCGAUGUUGAGGCUGGGUGAGUGACAUUUCCAGAAGGAAUAUGACAGACCCUCAAUUUUGUAAAAUGCAUUGUAUUUCUGAAAUUUGCAGCGGGGUUAGUCUCCUGUGUUGCGUAACUUGAAUGCGCCUGAACCUGCUUGCAGAUCGCUAACUCUUUCGAUAACCUCCACAAUAGAACCACAACCAUAGCUUUGAGCGUA
This is a messenger RNA of Neltuma alba, 1549 nucleotides long. RefSeq names its product protein MRG1. NCBI's taxonomy places the organism in Eukaryota, Viridiplantae, Streptophyta, Magnoliopsida, Fabales, Fabaceae. Gene Ontology annotation, cellular component: nucleus; histone acetyltransferase complex. Gene Ontology annotation, biological process: regulation of DNA-templated transcription; chromatin organization. The record is from RefSeq and is a predicted model, not a curated record. Bases 263 to 1234 code for a protein of 323 amino acids. The transcript has 10 exons.